Molecule: messenger RNA, 762 nt
Organism: Prorocentrum cordatum
Lineage: Eukaryota; Dinophyceae; Prorocentrales; Prorocentraceae
Source: the annotation of a GenBank genome assembly
AUGGCGAAUGCGGGUCAAUACUUCGCGGUGGUGCCAUCGGACACGACUGGCCCCCUGAGCAAGUUCCAGAUCUACUUCAAGGAGCUGGCCACUACAGGGCCAGUGUUGGCGCAGACUGGGACGAACACGUCGUGGCCGAACGGCGUCGAGGUGAAGAAGAUCAAGGAGAGCAUCCAGCAGAACUAUUCGAUCUACGCUGACAAAGACGAGAUCUACAAGUACGAAUCCUCUGCGGACUUCACUACGGCAAAGCACGAACUAUGGGACGAGUACGUCGUACAUGCUGGCACGAAGGGCAUUAUCGCCUCGAGCUCGAAGAUGGCGACCGACCACCAACCUUCAUCGCGGGGGGCAUCCACUAUGUCCUCUGGCGUGGACGUCGACCCUUUCCUGGCCUUCACCGUGAAGAUUCAGGACACGGGCGAGUGCGAGCCCAUCAAGGUUCCGAAUCCUGCGGUUGUGCACGACAGCGGUGGAGUGCGGGUUCUCCUCCUGAAGAAGUGCAUAGUCUCGCAGCUGGCCUUGCCGAAUGGGAAGAAGCUCACCAACGGGGUGCGCAUCCACCGCAACAGCGCGGGAUGCGCCAAGGGCCUGCCCUUGAGGGGCAACGACAUCGUGUGGAAGAACUCUUGGUACUACGCAAUCAUCGACACUGAUGCUGAGCCCAUGUUCGAGUACCCCGAUCACGUCUCGCCCGACUCCUUGGAUGGUGGCUGGAGGAUGGCGGACGCCGAGGGCGAUGAUGUUGACGGCCCACAGUAG